Molecule: messenger RNA, 1368 nt
Organism: Microthlaspi erraticum
Lineage: Eukaryota; Viridiplantae; Streptophyta; Magnoliopsida; Brassicales; Brassicaceae
Source: the annotation of a GenBank genome assembly
AUGGGUUCAGUUUGUUGUGUAGCUGUGAAAGACAGAAAGGUUCCUCCUAGUAGUGGUGGACAUGCAGGUGCAGCUCUUCAUCGUAACUCAGCAUGCUCGCCGCAAUGGAGUUUCCGACGUGACAAUAGGAGACGUGUAGCUGAUGAGAUUGAGGGGUCACCUUAUUACAGUCCAUACGUUGGGAGUAGAGGAAUUAGCAUGGAUAAGAUGUCAUUAGGCUCUCUCUCUGAAGGAGGAACCCCUCCUGAUGGGCAUUUGGGGACCCCUGCCUCUCAGAAAUCAGUAACUCCAGAGAUUGGCACCAAUUCAAUGGUACCACCUUCUUCAGAUUCAUCCUUGGUAAGCCAUGAUCCCAUCGAGGUGAAGAAUUUGGUUGAGUCACAGAGUAGUAUUGUGCCAUCAGCGCUUCCGAAGCCUGUGUUCUCAAUGCCUUCUCUUUCCCCGCCAGUCUGUGAUCUUUCAUCAGCUCACUCACGUUUGCUUCCUCCGAAAUCCACACCAUCAAGACGGGCUCGCCGUUCACCGGGGCAUCAGCUGUUUAGGCAGGUUUCCGAUAGUCAGAUUCUAGGAUUGAAAUCCCCAAACAACAACUACUCAGUCUCUGAAGGAAGGUCGUCCUUUGUGCUUUCAACCUGUAGCAACGACUUCGCCAACGGAUCCAAUUACGCUUCCUCUGAAGGUGGCUGGUCCUUGAACGCUUUCUCUGAGCUCGUGGCGUAUUCUCAGAGAGAGAGAUGGUCCUUCGAUAGCGAACAGUUGGAUUCUGGCAGACGGAAACUUAGUGGUGGUAGCAGCAGAUUCUCCUUCUCCCCUUCCGUUGUCGUCGACCAGCAGAGUUGUGGCGCUUGCUCGAAGCUACUAACAGAGAGGUCCUCCAUCGCCACUUUCGAGCUCCCAAUCGCCGCUGUUCUCGCGUGUGGCCAUGUUUACCACGCGGAGUGCUUAGAGACCAUGACAAACGAGAUGGAGAAGUACGAUCCCGCUUGUCCCAUUUGCACGAUCGGAGAGAAACGAGUUGCGAAGAUCACUAGGAAGGCCUUGAAAGCGGAGGCGGAAGCGAAGGCGAAGCAUUACAAGAGAUGUAAGAACCGUGUGGUGGAUAGUUACGGCGAGAGUGAAUGCGAUGAGUUUGUGUUUCAGAAGACGGGGAAGAGAGAAGGCAAAGCUUUGAAGAUGGAGCCUAGUUGCAGUAGCAAAGGCCCGUCUAAGUCGUUCUUGAAAUGGCACUUUGCUUCUAUCAGCUCCAAAUGGAGUAAACCUUCGUCUAAAGACUCUGCUUUGAAGAAAGGGUUUUGGUCUAGGCAUCGUAAUAGUAACCGUUCUUCAUCAAGCAGCAUAGAGGGACUUAACCAGACAUCUCAGCUUUGA